CGUCUCCUUACUUCCUCCCCCCUCCUCCUCUACGCCCACACGCCACUGGAAGCUCGCCUCGAUUAAGCAACAAGUAACCCACCAACUCGAGCCAUCAACCGCCCGGGCGCUGCCAAGGCCGCGCCUUUGUUCGCGUGCGCGGCGACGGUAGUUGCCGCCAAGAACCUGCAAAUAAAAAUCAGUUCUUGAUUUGACCUGGGCGCUGUCUGUGGUACGCAUCCAAUGGAGGUGAAGGAGCCUGUGAAACCGCGACUGCCGCCGGGGUUCCGGUUCCGGCCCACCGACGAGGAGCUGGUGAUGCACUACCUCCGCCGCCGCUCGCUCGCCUCCCCGCUCCCCGCCGCCGUCGACAUCCCCGACAUCCGCAUCCUCGCGCACGACCCCUCCGACCUCCUGCCCCCAGGGUGGAGCGAGCAGGAGCGGUACUUCUUCACGUGCAAGGAGGCCAAGUACGAGAAGGGCCGCCGCGCGAACCGGGCCACCGGCGCCGGGUACUGGAAGGCUACGGGCAAGGAGAAGCCCGUCGCCGUGGCGGUCCCGGCGCCGAGAGGCAGCCAGGCCGUGCUCGUGGGCAUGAAGCGCUCGCUGGUGUUCUACCGGGGGAAGGCGCCCAGCGGCAGCAAGACGGAUUGGGUCAUGCACGAGUACCGCCUGGCCGGCGCCGGCCUCGCCCCGUGCCGCCGCGCGCCGGGUGACCACGCCGCCGCGGUGUCGCGCCCGGCGGAGGGCUGGGUGCUCUGCCGCGUGUUCAGGAAGAAGGGCUCCGCCUCUGCCAACGCGGCCGCCGCUGCGAUCCCGGCCGAUCGGAGCGACGCCGAGGGCGAGCGCGUCGCGGAGGACGCCCAGGGCGCCAGGUUCGUCGACUUCUUCGCUCGCGCGGACGCGGACGCGGCGCGGCGUCGGCGCGCAUCCUCUCCCGUCGUGUCAUCGAGCUGCCUGACGGACGCCUCGCACGAGCAGCACAGCCGGGAGCAGGAGACCACCAGCCGGGGCGCGUGAAGGCUCGGCUGAGCGUGAAGCUGGAGAGCAGAGCAACCAAAGCUUUGCAAGCCGCAGCAGCGAGCGAGCUGCUGAGGUGCCUAAUUUGGUCGGUAGGAGUAAUUAGCAACGCAAGCGAGGGAGCAAGGCUUUCAGUUCAGUCCGGUCCAGUUCGGUUGAGUCUUCAGUGUAGCCGCUGAAACUAAUGUACCUGAUCAAUUCCAUGUCCGUGCCUUCCAAUUCCAAUCCCCUUUGCAAA
Messenger RNA from Phragmites australis (common reed), 1237 nucleotides. Its product is annotated as NAC domain-containing protein 83-like. The transcript has 2 exons. The record is from RefSeq and is a predicted model, not a curated record. Lineage: Eukaryota; Viridiplantae; Streptophyta; Magnoliopsida; Poales; Poaceae. The coding region runs from base 223 to 999 and encodes 258 amino acids. Gene Ontology annotation, molecular function: DNA binding. Gene Ontology annotation, biological process: regulation of DNA-templated transcription.